This is a messenger RNA of Apus apus (common swift), 2559 nucleotides long. RefSeq names its product F-box and WD repeat domain containing 8 (gene FBXW8). Gene Ontology annotation, molecular function: protein binding. Lineage: Eukaryota; Metazoa; Chordata; Aves; Apodiformes; Apodidae. The record is from RefSeq and is a predicted model, not a curated record. The coding region runs from base 19 to 1812 and encodes 597 amino acids. Gene Ontology annotation, biological process: cilium assembly; protein ubiquitination. The transcript has 11 exons. Gene Ontology annotation, cellular component: Cul7-RING ubiquitin ligase complex; centriole; ciliary basal body.
GGCCCGGGCCCCGCCGCUAUGGCCGCGGCUUCGGCGGAGCUGGAGCUGCAGCUGUUCCGCCGCCGCUGGCGGGAGGAGCUGGCGGGGGGCGCGAAGCGGCGGCGGCGGGAGGAGAAGGAGGAGGAGGCUGAGGGGCCGCGGAGCCGCCUCAGCGCGGAAUCCGGCGAGCCGGCCUACCUGGCGCUGGCCCGCGGCCUGCUGGACGCUGGGAGCCCGGCCCGCCGCGGCCCUUCGCCCGCCCGGGGGCCCGCGGGGCACGGGGACGGCGAUGGGGACGGAGGCGGCGAUGGGGACGAUCUGCUGGGGCAGCUGAUCCGGGACCUGAAUGAAAUAAAUGAAGUUCCUUUCUUUGAUAUCCAGCUGCCUUAUGAACUGGCACUGAAGAUAUUUCAGUACCUGAGCAAGACUGAAUUGGGAAGGUGUGCUCAGGUCAGCAGGACAUGGAAGGUGCUUGCAGAAGAUGAGGUGCUGUGGUACCGGCUGUGCCAACAGGAAGGAUAUCUACUGGAUACCAGCAUCUCAGCUCACUCCUGCUGGAAGCUGGCCCUCAAGGACUGCCGUGCCAGGGAGCACACUUUGAAAACCAACUGGAAGAACCGCAUCGGCGCCGUGAGCCAGCUGCGGUACGAGCUGGGCAAGGUCCUCUGUGACGUGCAUUCCUGUGAUGGAGUUGUUAUUGCUGGAUACACAUCAGGAGAAGUGAGGCUGUGGGACACUCGCACCUGGGACUACACAGCCCCCAUCCUGGAACCAGUGCAUGGUCCUGGUGAUGCUGGACCUCAGCCACAUGUCUCCUUUGUGAGGAUAAACAGCUCUCUGGCUGUAGCAGCUUAUGAGGAUGGAUCCAUCAGUGUGUGGAGCCUGAUGUUUGGGAGGGAGCCAAUCCAUCAUUACCAGCACAACCAGAGGAUCCAGGCCUUGGCUCUUGCUUCCGAGGGCGCAACGGUAGCAACGGCGUCUGGCUUCGAGGUCAAGGUGGAAAGCCCUGAUGACAGAGGAUUCUGGCAAACUACAGGAACAUUUGAAAUCCAGAAAUUGGUCAACUUCCUUAAUCUGGUUCCAGAUGUUAUGGGGAGCCCAGUGACAGUAGCAGCUGCAGAAGACAUCGUCUAUCUCCUGAAAGCAGAAGAUCCUGGCAAAGUCCUCCAUUCUGUCUAUGGUCAGCCUGUCACAUGUCUUGAUGUGUCUGCUCACGAAGCAGCCUUUGGGGUCAAAACCUUUGGCUGGUUAUUGAAUGAGCCCAACCAGAUUCUUCUUUACAACCUGGAAACAAGUCAAUGUCUGAAGAAGAUGGGCAAUUCCAUAGGUGACUUUACGUGUGUCAACCUCCAGAACAGCCCUCCAAACAUGCUUGUGGCAGGCAAUAAAGACAGAAGGGUCCGAGUGUUCGAUCUCCACCAGAGAGAAUCCUUGUGCUCCCUCUAUGCCCACCAGUUAGGAGUGUCUGCAGUCCAGAUGGAUGACUGGAAGAUUGUCAGUGGAGGAGAAGAGGGCUUGGUCUGUGUGUGGGACCAACGGAUGGGCACCAAACUCUGGGAGAUGCACGCCAGACAUCCCGUCCGUCACCUGUGGUUUAAUUCUCACAGUCUUAUCACUGCAAACGUCCCUGAUGAGAAGAGUCCCCGAGGUGCCACCAUCAUGGACGAUGACCUCGCCCUGCACCGCAAGUAUCGAGGAGUCAUUUACGCCUACGAGUUCUCGGUGGAGCAGCUGCCCCUCCAGAGCGUCCUCCCCAUUUGCCGCUCCUCCUACGACCAAGUGACUGGUUACAACUACAACAUUGGCCUUGCAGUUCCCUAUGACAACAUCUAGGUAACUCACUGUACUUGGCUUCUGUGCUCCAGCCCACUGCCAAGGACAUGGGCAAAGGCAAAGAGGAGAUCCAGGUGGGACAAGCACCAAAAAGAUGGUGUUGGCUGCAGGGACAUCGUGUGGGUCGAGCCUUUUUCCAAAUCUUGGGGAGAUGAAGCAGAACAGAGUGUGGCUGCCCUUGAGCACGUCACUCCUGUGUGUUGCUGCACAGAUGUUCACAGGCCCACUGUGGUGGAACAGGGGGCCUGGGAAGUGAAGGGGAACUUUAGUGUAAACAAAAAUGUUCCUUCCUGCUGCCUGUGGGAAAACCUCUGCUGAUCCCAUCUUGGCAGAGGAGACGAUCAGGGUGUGAGAGCCCUGAGUGGGAAACUGCUCAAGUGGUGGGAGGCUGAGAGCACAUUGAGGAGUUUGGGCCUGUCCUGAGAGGGGGGAAUAAAACCAGCAACAAACCACCAAGGACUUGGAAGAAGCAUCUUGCUGAACCACACAUUUGCAAUGGCUUUCCUUGUAAUGAGCUGCUGGUUCUUCUUUUAUUUGGGGUGCAUUGGGACCUGUCUAGAAACAGGACCAUGCAUCAAAGGUUCUGGUGGUUGGGAGAGGGGAGUAUGAUGGAGAGAGGGAGGGGAAGGUUGGCUUUGGCCAGGCUGAAGGCUUGGGAACCCAUCAGGCCACACGCAUCAAAAUGAUUGUAAAAUAAAUUAUUUUUGUAAUUCUCUUAAAUUCUGGAUUAAAUGUUUUCUGAUUGUA